Molecule: messenger RNA, 573 nt
Organism: Colletotrichum aenigma
Lineage: Eukaryota; Fungi; Ascomycota; Sordariomycetes; Glomerellales; Glomerellaceae
Exons: 3
Coding region: 1-573 (190 amino acids)
Source: RefSeq, a predicted model, not a curated record
AUGGUCAGGCUUCUAAGAAUUCUCAUGCUCGGACUCGCAGUCUUUGCCGCCGCUUCACCGACCGUUUCAGAUGCUGCCCCUGAAGACCACUUCCGAUACGGCUCACGAUGUGCUCCUGUGAAGGGGAAUUGCUCGCCAGCCUGCGGCAAAUACAACUUCGUGUUCGCGGGUUUGCCAUGGAACCAUCCUGCUAUAGCAGCUAGCGGGUUUACCCCACAGCAGGUUGAGGCUGGUAUCCGGCAAGACAUGGCAGCGAUUGUGAGGGCUGGCUAUAACAUCAAGGCUGUUCUAUUCGGGCCUGAAGAUAGUUUAGACUUUCUCUCAUCGGAGUUGAAGGGUGUUGACUGGACAGCAGUCGGCGUUGGAUUCGGUAUUCGAGGAAGCCCAUUUCCAAACAUCACGCGCCGAUUCAUGGACAUCAUCCAACUUUACCGCGACGAGACCCCUCGUGAACGAAUUCUUUUCAACUACUCUCCCGUCACAUCUCUGUGGGCGAUCCAGCAGUACUUUCCACUCCCUAUGAAUUGCACCGAUAAUAUGGGAAAAGACUUGGUGAAUGCCAUUUUCAAGUAA